Hylaeus volcanicus is the source of this 3467-nucleotide messenger RNA. RefSeq lists its product as uncharacterized. NCBI's taxonomy places the organism in Eukaryota, Metazoa, Arthropoda, Insecta, Hymenoptera, Colletidae. The record is from RefSeq and is a predicted model, not a curated record. Bases 57 to 2651 code for a protein of 864 amino acids. The transcript has 3 exons.
UAAUACAUUUAAUCAACCACUGAUACAUUUGAUGGGUUUAACUUUAUAGAAGAACAAUGAUUAAAUCUAAAGGGUAUACGUUUGCUGACAUUGUAUCAGACGAACUAGCAAGCAUACAACCACCCACAUAUGCAAAUACGCGGUCCUUCGUCAAACCAUGGUCAAAUCGACAACAAGGAGACUCAUUUUCAAGUAUCGUUGAUGGAGGUUAUAGUGACUCAGAUACAUCUGGUGAAAAUGACACUGUUAAAUCGUGGCAACCUUGUAAUUUCAAGAAAUUAAAUAAUAAAUUUAGUCGUCUACCCUUACACUCAAUGCAUGAAGGUAAUCAAAACACCCGACGAAAACCUGUUGUGUCAACGGGAGUGCAACAAAUUAAAAAAAGUCUACUGGGUGUACGUGAUACCUUGGAUGACCAACAUAGGUUGAAUUUUAGGAAAACUUCGAAUUGGAAUUCCAAACAAAACAGUCUUUUAGGAAAGGAAGUUUCUGAAAGUUUAAGACAAAAUGUCGAGAAUGCAUGCUGUCGGUCACGUUCAGUCGAAAAUCAUGGUUUCUCACAAAACCUUCAUCUUAAUUAUCAAAAAUUAUUAGAUGAAAAUGUGUUUUUAAACGGAGAAAUUGAAAAACUUACACGUGAAAUAGAAAGUUUACAAGCGAAAACAGAGGAACAUAAGUCAGAAUUGCUAGCGACAAUGACGGAAAAGCACGAACGAAGAAUACAACUAAUCAAAGAAGAAUUCGAUUUUCGUUUAGAAGAACAAAAAGAGCGUUUUAAAAAUGUUGAAGAACAAGCUAUUAAAGAAGCAGAAGUUUAUAAGGAAAAAGUAACAAAUUUAGAGAAACAGCUACAGUCACUUUAUAAAAAGAAUCAAGAGAUUAAAGAAGGUACUAUCAAUGUUGACGAGUCCGAAUUUAAAGAGUUACAAAAUGAGAAAAACGUACUACAAGAACAAGCCUCAGCUGCAUUAGCUACCGUAGCACAAUUUUCCGAGAAGCACAACGAUUUAACAAAAACAAUAGAUUCUCUCAGUCAAUUGAUCAAAGAAAAAGACGACAUUAUUAAAUCAACAAAAGUAAAUUUGGAGAUAACCUUAAAAAAAAACAAAAAUUUGAAAACCGAUUUAGAAGCGAAAAAAAAAGAAUAUGAAUCUCUUUCAACGAAGGCAUAUCGCUAUACAGAAGAUUUACGUCAUACAGAACUUGCAUUACACGAAGCAAAAAAAAAUAAUUCUCAAUUACAAUUAAAACUUGAUACCAAAAUAGCUCAAUUUGAAUCGGAAGAAAAACGGUGUACAUCACUUAUGGCCGAAACAAAAUCAUUAAAAAAAAAAAUAAAAACUUUAGCAUGCGAAAAAAAUAUGCUUUCCGUUCAAACAAAUCAGUAUUGUAAUGUGUCUGAAAAUGCUUGGCGGGAAGUACAAUCUGUGAAAAAAGAAUCUGAACUUUUAAGACAACGUCUUGAGCAACAAGAUGAAAUAAUUAGUCAAUUGAAGCAUAUGACUGUGCGUUCCUCUCGGCCUUCAUUCUUUUCAAAUCCUUCCCACAUUAUGAAUUCUCACUCUUCUGUUUGUGAAUUCCCUCAAUACCAUUCUAAUUUACCUCAUUGUUUCGAAAACACCAUUUCAAAAAACAAAGAGGCGAAUGAAAUCGUUUCACUUCAUGAAAAACCUUCAUCUGAAAGCGAACCUGUUCAUUGUAAUAUGAAACAACAUUUUAAAAUAAAUUCAAAAUCAGAUACGCAUUCAGACGCAUCCGUUCAAGAAUUCGAUAAGCGAUCCACUAACGAUUCGCCUAGUCCUCCCAUUUCUUUGCCACCUCAUGCCAUUGAAUGGUUGAAAAUGACGCAUAAAAAAAAAGAACAACAGGCUAGCCAAAUACCUCAUCAUUCUUCGAGUAAACUUUUUCAACCAUCCAAUCCUAGUGAAAACCCAAAUAGUCUUUCAGGAACUUUUAAACAAGUUAUGAAUUUAUCUAAAAACAAUCGUCGAGCGACUGUUACACUCUUAGAAAGAGGUUGCACCAAGUUUCCUGAAUUACAGAAAACUAUUGAGAGAUCACCAAGCUUAGACUCAGUCUCACCCUCUUACGAAUGGUCUCAAUCAAACAAAAGUAACAAAAUUAUAUCUAACCGGAUUCUGAUGCCAACCCGUUCGAGUACUUCAUCCUAUACAGAAAAAAAUUUAAACGCUGGUUUUUCCAAAAGCCGAUCUAGCAGUGAAAUGAAAAAACCGAGUUCCAUGAGUAGUUCAACUAGUGAAGACCUUACAGAAUGUUAUACGCAACUAAAUGAAUCGGAUAACGAAUUUAGUAAUUUGGACGGUGAAUCUGUAACCAGUUGUCAUACUGGUAGUACUUGUUAUGAUGAAUGCACUGCACCCAAAGUUUUCAAAUCUCAUGAGAAGACAAAUAUCUCAAACGCAGUAUCUAAAGGUUACUAUGAAAAGUGUUUCUGCCCCAAUGCAUCUUUACCUUCCAAAAGUUUGAAACGCAAUCAUAGUUACGACUGUUAUAACACUCAGUAUAAAAACGCAAAAGGCACUCUUUUAACACACGGAGGAAACAAGAAAUCUCAUCCAGUUGUUCGUCUCAUAAAAGUACAGACAUCACAAGGACAAUGCCGUUACGAACUCCAAACUUCAGUCAAUUGAAAAACUGUCAAUUUGUGACAAAUGUUCUUCUGAAUAAAUCAGACAGAUUGAUCCCUAGAGUGAUGUAAAUCUUUUCAAAACAAAACGGAUUCGAUAACGAGAUUAUCAUUUUUCUUUUAUAUACACUCUCAAAAAAACAGUAAAACGUAUUUUUACAAAAGAAACUUAAAAAUUGCGAGUACAAACCGAGUCAUCUUCACUACUUUCAGACGAAGAAUUUUCGUAAUUUAUAGUUUUCGAUUUUAAAAAUAUUUGUUGAGAUAUGAGAUGGAUUGGAUAUCCAGGACACACAGGAAUCACAGAUUUUCCAAUACGUAAAUAAGCGCAUGAAAAAUGCACCGGGAUAGCAUUCAACAUUAAUUUGUCAUUAGAAAGGGUCGUUAGGGAUAAAGUUGGUAAACAUAUUAACCGAAGAAGCGAUAUAUGAGGUUGUGCAGGACUAUAAAAGACAGGUUGUCCGUAGGUUUGUCCCACUUGGUCAACAGUGUCAAUAAGUAACUUUAUCUGAAAAACUUUAUAGAUAGAAGAAAAAAUGGUUUAGUGUUUUAAAACGUUACCUUGCUCUCGGUAGAGGAAUUAAAUUUCAAAACUCCAAAUACUUUGACCUCCUUUUCAACAUGGUUACCCUCUUGAAUACUUUGUUGAAGAAAUAUUAAUGGGGACGUUAUAAGAACAGUGGAUAAUGCUUCUAUAAAAAAAAAAUGUAAAGACGUCGCUAAGGAACGAGCGAAAUUUUCUAGUUGGUGUUCUCUAGAGUACAAGAAAGGAAUAAAGCCGAAGAAACAAAUUAAUCACUGGUUUAAAAAUACCUUAAAU